Elgaria multicarinata webbii is the source of this 1425-nucleotide messenger RNA. Its product is annotated as E3 ubiquitin-protein ligase TRIM7-like. Gene Ontology annotation, cellular component: cytoplasm. Gene Ontology annotation, biological process: regulation of gene expression; innate immune response; protein ubiquitination. Bases 1 to 1425 code for a protein of 474 amino acids. Gene Ontology annotation, molecular function: zinc ion binding; ubiquitin protein ligase activity; protein binding. The record is from RefSeq and is a predicted model, not a curated record. Lineage: Eukaryota; Metazoa; Chordata; Lepidosauria; Squamata; Anguidae. The transcript is spliced from 7 exons.
AUGGCAGCAGGGAGUCCUCAUCAGGAGCUCUUCGAUGAAGCCACCUGUUCCAUCUGCCUGGAAUAUUUCAGGGACCCCGUGACUACGAACUGCGGGCACAAUUUCUGCCGGGCCUGCUUGAAGCAGUGCUGGGGGAGACCCAACAGACCUGCUUCGUGCCCACAGUGCAGAGCCAUGAUUAAAUGGGGGAACAUAAGGCCAAACAGAAAACUGGGAAACCUUGCAGCAAUCAUCAGGAAAAUAGAAGAGCAGAAAAGCAGAAAAGGGGAGAGGGGUGUGUGUCAGAUGCUCUUCUGUAAAGAUGAUCAAGCCCUCAUCUGCAUGGUGUGUGAUACAUCCAAGGAGCACAGAGGACACCAUCUGGUGCCCAUGGAGGAAGCUGCCCAGGAGUAUAAGGAAACGAUUGAGGCACAACAGCAGUCUCUGAAAAAAAAGAGAGAGAAAAUCAUAGAGAAGAAACUUGCUGAAGACCAGAGGAAUCAGAAGUGCCUGAUUCAGAUUGGAAAGGAGAAGCAGAAGAUCAAGUUUGCAUUUCAGAAAAUGCAGUCACUUCUUCAGGUAAAAGAGUCCCAUUGGAUGGCCCAGCUGGGAGAUCUGGAGAAAGAGGCGGAGAAGAGGUGGAAAGAAAACACCACCAGCUUCUCAGAGGAGAUUUCCCGUCUCAGUCAGCUGAUCUCAGAAAUGGAGAAAAAGUGCCAGCAGCCAGCAAGUGAAUUCCUGAAGGACAUCAGAAGUACCCUGAGCAGGUGUCAGGAUGGGCAAUUGAGGCAGGUGGUGGAACUUUCUCCAGGGCCUGAAGAGAGUCUCAGAAGUUACUCUGAGAAAAUCCCAGUUCUUAAAAAGGCCAUGGAAAACUUUGAAGGGUCGCUGAAGGAAAAGCAGAGUGAAGUGAAUGUGAUUCUGGAUCCUGACACGGCCCAUCCUUUCCUCAUCCUGGGUGAGGACCUGACACGCGUGAGGUGGGAAGAAAGAUACCAGGACCUGCCCUACAAACCUGGGAGAUUCGACAGGGAAUUCUGUGUGUUGGGCUGUGAGAGAUUCACUUCAGGAAGACACUGGUGGGAGGUGGAGGUGGACGAGGAGGACGGAGCAAUGUGGGCCGUGGGGGUUGCACGAGAGUCUGUCAGGAGGAAGGGGAUUUUCAAGCUCACUCCUCAAGAGGGGGUCUGGGCUGUGGGGAAGAGACCACAUGACUCACACACCCCUUGCCGACUCUCUGCUUUAACUUCCCCUGAGUGGACCCCUUUGACCUUGAGAAAUAACCCCAGGAAGAUCCGGGUGUCACUAGACAAUGACGGGGGAUGUGUGGAAUUUUUUGAUGCUGAUACAGAUGAAAUGAUCUUCACUUUUUCUUCAGCCUCUUUCUCUGGAGAGAAGAUCCAGCCCUUUUUCUGGGUAGUGUCAGGUGUCAGAAUAAGCUGCUGA